Cryptotermes secundus is the source of this 4751-nucleotide messenger RNA. Its product is annotated as sarcosine dehydrogenase, mitochondrial. Gene Ontology annotation, cellular component: mitochondrion. The record is from RefSeq and is a predicted model, not a curated record. Gene Ontology annotation, molecular function: oxidoreductase activity; protein binding. The transcript has 17 exons. The coding region runs from base 254 to 2995 and encodes 913 amino acids. NCBI's taxonomy places the organism in Eukaryota, Metazoa, Arthropoda, Insecta, Blattodea, Kalotermitidae.
GAAAGCUGACCUUCUAAUCAGCCCUGACCUCCAGAAUGUAAACUGAAUUGAAAGGUCAUAAAUCAGGUUUGGGUUUAUCUGAAGUGAAUAUUUGUUCCAAGGGUCAGCCAGGAAUGACGUGAAUGCUGUUUUCAUUAAAUGUGUUGUAAAUAAAACUAACUUGUUGCAUGUGGACACAGUAUUGAAUUAACAGCCGAAACUGGUUUGCGCUGGACACACGUCUUGGAGAAGUAUAAGGGAAAGAUCUUCCACAAUGUUCCGUUGGGCAGCUAGUAAGGCUUGGUCAGUCCAUGUGGAAAAGGCUAGUAAGAAGAUCCCCAGAAUGGAUCACCGUGCUUUGUCCAGUGAGCAGCAGUCAGAAGAAAUGGCCCCAAUCAUAGCGGCAGAGGCUCCACAUGUUGAGCCACCUUCUCAGGUUCCAGAAAGUGCCGAUGUAGUCAUUAUGGGUGGAGGAACUGCAGGAUGCCAUACAUUGUACCAAUUAGUAAAACGAGGAGUUAAAGCAGUGCUCUUGGAGCGUGGAAAAAUUUCUUCUGGUACAACUUGGCAAUCGGCUGGUAUUGUUUGGAGGUUACGACCUGAUGAUGUUUUAACUCAGCUUCUGAACUCAACACGAGACUUGCUGAUGCAACUUGAAGCAGAGACAGGCAUUGAUCCGGGCUGGGUCAACAACGGUGGCCUCUUCAUAGCCAGCACCAAGGAGAGGCUAGAUGAGUAUCGACGCUUGGUUACCAUGGGUGUUAGUUUUGGCAUUGAAUCAUCUAUAUUGGAUCCUGAAGAGACAAAGCAGGUCUUUCCAUUGAUUGAUGCAGAUGUUAUCCAAGGCAGUUUGUACUCGCCAGGUGAUGGUGUUGUAGACCCAUGUAAACUUUCUACAGCACUCACACAGUCUGCUAUCAAGGGUGGAGGACAGGUGUUAGAGCAUUGUCCAGUUACCAGCAUUUUAACAGGAAAGAACGGCUUUGGAUCACGGCAGAUCACAGGAGUCGUAACUCCACUUGGUUCCAUAAAGACCAAUUGUGUUGUCAAUUGUUGUGGGGUGUGGGCACGUGAAAUGGCUGCUAUGGUUGGGCUUCAUCUCCCAUUGGUUCCUAUGAAACAUGCUUAUGUCGUAACUGAGAAUAUCCCUGAAGUUCAAGGGCUUCCAAACAUACGAGAUCAUGAUGCUUCCAUCUAUUUCCGUGUCCAGGAGCAAUCGCUUUGCAUGGGCGGUUAUGAAACAAAUCCAAUUCUGUUGGAGAAGGUUCCACAUGACUUUCAGUUCAGUCUGUACGAGUUGGACUGGAUAGUGUUCAGCAGGCAUAUGCGUGGAGCCGUGAAUCUGAUCCCCGUGUUCGAAACUGCAGGCAUCAAGGGAACAGUGUGUGGCCCAGAAAGCUUCACACCAGACCACAAACCUCUUCUUGGUGAAGACCCCAGGUUGCAUGGCCUAUAUCACAGCUGUGGUUACAAUGCUGCUGGAACUAUGCUAGGAGGUGGAUGUGGCGAUCAACUGGCCCAGUGGAUUGUAAAUGGGCGUCCCGAUCUCCAUAUGUUUGAUUAUGAUAUAAGGCGCUUCACACCAGAACAAAGAAGAGAUGCUGCUUGGGUUUUUGCAAAAAGCCAUGAGAGUUAUGCAACAAAUUAUGACAUCGUCUUCCCUCAUGAUGAACACCUGGCAGGAAGGAACUUUCACCAAGGUCCCUUUCAUCAGGAACUGGUUGAUGCUGGCUGUGUGUUUGAAGAAAGACAAGGAUGGGAGAGGCCUGGCUGGUUCUCGCCCAAAGGACCAGCUCCUGUGCCACAGUAUGACUGGUAUGGUUCAUAUGGAACGCCACGCAACUCAGAUGUCCGUUAUGAAAAUAUGUUGAAAGCAGACCAUACGUUCGAUUUUUCAAAAAGUCACCAAGCGAUCGGUGAGGAAUGUCUGGCAUGUCGUGAGCAAGUUGCUCUUUUUGACAUGUCACACUUUGGAAAACUGUACAUGUGUGGACCUGAAGCCCAGAAGGCAGCAGACUGGCUGUUCACUGCCAAUACACGUGAUCCAAUUGGCAAGACAGUGUACACCUGUCUGCUGAAUUCUAAAGCUGGAGUUGAGGCAGACGUCACUGUCAGCGCUAUAGAAACUGGAACUGGAGGACUUGCAGAUCCCAUCUUCAAGGGUCGAGGUUUCUACAUUGUUACCAAUGGACUGUCCUCAUACCAUUCUUGGGCACACAUUCACAAUAUACUGAGUGAAAAGAAUUUCACAGUUGGCCUCACAGAUCUGUCAGAGAAGAUUGGAGUACUCUCUGUUCAAGGACCAUACAGCCGUGAUGUGCUUCAGCCAUUGAUGAAUGUAGGUUUAAAUGAUGAAGAAUUUCCAUAUUCUACAACUCAGCUGGUUAAAGUGGCAGGACACUUGUGCCGGGCAGUGCGAAUCAGUUCUGUUGGAGAACUUGGAUGGGAGCUUCAUAUCCCGUGGGACUCAUGUGUUCCAGUCUAUAAAGCUAUCUGGGAGCAUGGAAAGAAAUACGGUCUAAAGCAUGCGGGAUACAGGGCUUUGCAUUCUCUCAACAAUGAGAAAGGUUACCACUUAUGGAAUGCUGACUUGCGGACUGAUGACAAUCCAUUAGAAGCAGGAAUGGAUUUCAUUUGCCGAGAUGAGGGUGAUUAUGUCGGUAAGGAUGCUCUGGAUCUGAUCAAGCAAAAGGGAUUGAAGAAAAAACUGGCAUUCUUCCAACUUCGAGAACAAAUUCGAAUAUGGGGUCUGGAAGCCAUUUGGAGAGAUGACCAAGUAGUAGGGUACCUUCGGCGAGGAGAGUAUGGCUAUGGCUUGGGUGCUAGUAUAGGACAAGGUUAUGUGAAACAUCCAGAGGGUCGCCGAGUCACUUCAGAAUUCCUCCAGAACGGCCACUACCAGGUGGAGGUGAUGGGGAACCGUUACAAUGUCACUGUCCACUUCAAGAGCCCAUUUGAUCCAAAUGGGAAACGGCUAUUAGGAAUAUAUGACGAACAGUUACCAGUCAGACAGUGAAACCUCAUUGAUUUUACUGCUGACAAGAGCAGCUUUAUUCUUACAGCCCCAAGCCAUACCUCUCUUACUGAUAGAUCCACUAUUAAAACAACAGGUGGGCUGCUUCAUAGAAAGUGAGUAACACAAGGGACCACUGUGCCCAUCAUAUUUGGAAUAAAAUGUUAAAUACUUGUAAUUCUCUAGAGAUUUGUGACAGCGGUCUGUUUAUUUUACAUUUAUCAUAUUGGACAUAGGCCACAGUCUGGAGUAUAUUUGAAACUUUGCAUGCCAAAAGCUGAUUCAAUCAGCUCGGCAUACUCACAUGAAAACUGUUGUGACUGCAGCAGUGUCUCACAUGAUUUCUUUUAAAUUAUUUAAUGACUCUGGCAGUAGUGAGAUUAUACAGCAUUGAUUCAGCCAAGAGAGGUCACCAAACACUACAUACCAGUGUUUAGAAGACAAAAGAGGUUUCCCACUGUCUCCAUCUGUGCCUGUUCAAAGAUAAUCUCCAGGUGUAUUGUGGGUAUUCCUGUGGAAUGGUAUUCACCCCCAAACAGCCUAUAAUUUCUAUGGUGAAGCUUGACAGAUGGUUAAAAUACAUGGAGUUUCAGAAACUGUACAGGUUAGGUGUGGUGGGGAAGUGAAUGAGUUCUACUCAGGCCUGCUAAAAGGAAGCCAGUGUUUGAAAUUAAACUCCAUCUAACAAGCCAAACUAAGUAGGUUUCCUCCCCUUCACAUGCGGACAUGCACACACUUGGUGAUAAACAGAUCCACUUUCUGAAACUCUGUGUAUUUUAAAUAUAACCCAGGUGAUGGAAAAUGUCCAACAUAAUACGUGUUUGUGCAUUUCUUAAUAUAUGUAUUAGGCAUAUACAAGAAUGACUUUUGCAGUUCACGAUGAUAAUUUGAAAGAAAAGAAAAGAAUUUGAUAAUUGAUAUGAGAAUUCUUACUAGACUAGUUUCUCUUUAUUGCAGUCACAAAUUAUAACAAAAGCGACUUUUUCUCAUUACAUUAAGGUGUAGUACUUAAUCGCAUUUCAUAUCAGAGUUAUUUUCUGUGAAAAUUUAUCAUUAACUGUAUUAUAAAAAAAUUAAUUCUGGGACCUGUUUUUGUUCAUGUAGAAUUGUGAUGAACUGGCCAGAUUGUGUGAUUAACAUGCAAAGCAAAAGCAGUUAUCUGAAAAUUCUGGAAGUUCAAGACUUAAUUUAAUAGCAGUCCUUAUUGCCAUUGCACCAUUCAUAUAUUUAACUGAAAAAUACCAUCUAAUGCAACAAGUCAUUUAAUCAAUGAAUGGAUAUUGUAUUGUCUUUCAUGUUUCAGCUCUUAAACCAUCACACAGUACACACCUUCCACACUAUUCAGAACAAGUUUUACUACACAAAUAAAUGGAUACGUACAAAAAGAACACACAUAUAUCAAAACCAGCAUACAAUUACUUUUUCAGAUCACACAACCAAAGACCUUGUUCCACUAUGAUUUAGUAGCAAUGACAACUAUCAGAAAUUUUAAUAAUAAAUAAAUAUGUUAACAUACAAAAUUAUACUUUAAUAUGAAAACAGAUCACUUAUACAUGACCAAAUAAACCAACAUUUUAAAAAAUACAUCAGGAAGAACUUUACUUAAUCCUAAUUGUAUUUCAACUUAAUGUAAAUUAAAAUUAAUUUUAACCUCAUAUAUUUUAAGUUUGCAUAUGAACUACUGAGGCACUUUGCUACAAGCUGGAAGGGUGCGGGUUCGAUUCCUGAUGAGAUCACUGGAUUUUUCAAUUUACCUAAU